AUGGCAUCUACCGAAACUGUCUACAUCACUGGACAAGACAAAGACGGCAAUACCAAAGAGCUCGCCGUCAACCGAAGGCCAGGCCUCUACACCGGUGAUUUUGGCGAUUGUCUCGGAGGACAGAGCUUGUUCAACAUCACCAAAUUCGAUGCCGCCUAUUACGCCGACAACAUGACGGUUCAAUUUCACCUGGACGGAACCACCAACAUUAGGAACGAGUCUUUGAUGAUGCAUAUCAAUGUCGAAGCUUACGGCGAGACGAGGUUCGAGAUGAACUUUAAUCCAUGCAUGGCAAAUAUUGCUAGUCUGUGCCCUUUGAACGCCAGCAAUCCCAUCACUGCAUUUGCCGAGUUCAGACUUACACCGGCGCAAAUUGCCGGCAUUCCAUCCAUUGCUCUCGACAUUCCCGAUUUCGAAGGUUCCGCCCGGAUUCAGAUAUUCGCAAACUCCAGUCAAACUCAGAUCGGCUGUUUCCAAGCCGUCAUGCGCAACGGCAAUAGCUUUUCCCACCCGGCGGCCAUAUCAUCGAUACUAGGUGUCUUCACUGUAGCCGCCAUUCUGGCCUCUUUCGCCACUGCGAUAUACGGCGUCAGCAUCCCUCAUAUGAGAACACACUACGCCCAUUCAUUGUCAGUCUUGGUCAUUUUUGAGACGUUCCAGACCAUCUUCUUCUCAGGCGCUCUGUCUGUCAACUGGCCCAGUGUUCUGCCUGCAUGGUGGAGCAAUUUUGGUUGGGCAGCUGGCAUGAUAUACAGCGAGAAAAUGGUGAGCUCGAUCGACGGAUUCGCUGGCGUCACUGGUAAUGCCAGUCAAGUAGGCGGUGCGGGAUCUGCCGUUAUCAGCACUGGCGGUGGUCUUAUACAGCAAAUUUACGGCCGCUCACUCGACACUUUGUCCGCUCCCAGCAAUACCAUGCCCAUCAACACUCUCCUCCAGCGAGCAGUUCGGGAAUACAACACGAGCAACCCGUACGAAUAUUACUGGGCAGGUCAUCCCGUCUCCCCAGGAAUGCCUAUGCCUGGCAAAUGGAUUGGGUUUGCUGGUGACCUGUCCGCCCUGGGUAUCCCGGCCGCUGAUGCUUUCACUCUGGGUCUCAUUUGGUGGUUGGUUGUUAUCGGACUGGCUGUCGUCUCCAUCGCUGUCUUUAAAAUCACCCUGGACAUACUGGCUGGGGUGAAGUUGCUGAACCAGGAUCGCUUCCUCUACUUUCGCAACCACCUUGGCGGAUACCUGGCGGCAGGGAUUCUUCGAACCCUUCUCAUAUCUUUCUUCCCCCUGAUGACUCUAGCGUUGUUCCAGUUCAACAUCCGCGCGCCAGCAGGCCCGACGGCUGUUGCAGCGGUGGUUUUCAUCCUGUUGCUGGUGGGCGUUGGAGGCAUUGUAGCAUAUGCCUGCUUCUUCCGCCUCCGCUCUGGGAAAUACAAAGUGGGACCCGAUACGAUCAUGUUCGAGCAGGGCAAGCUUUUCGGUUCCGUUCCAGCGGUUGCCACAACGCGUGCUAGCAAGAUUGGAGAGGAGGAAACGACCGCCAAACGCUACGGAUCCAUGCCGUUUUUCAAGAUUCAAUUUAUCGACGACGAUCCCAACCGAACAAGUGUCCACCAAGACGAGGCUUACAUCAAGAGGUUUGGCUGGCUCUCGGCUCGGUAUCGCCGCACAAGGUGGUGGUUCUUUUCGUGUUGGCUCAGCUACCAGUUCAUCCGCGCUUGUUUCAUCGGCGGUGGUGCCCGAAGUCCACUCGCUCAAGUAUACGGGCUCUUCGUUUUCGAGAUCAUCGCUUUUAUCGUAUUCGUCAAAUUGACCCCAUUCGAGGGUCAAAGAAAUACGUCUUUGGCGAUCUGGAUGCUGGGCAUUACCAAGGUUGCUACGGCUGGGUUUUCCAUUGCCUUCCUGCCCGAUUUCGCCAUCGGUCGCAUCUUGUCAACGGUCUUUGGUAUAAUCAUCAUCGUUGUUCAGGGAUUUCUCGUCGUCGCGGUUCUGAUUCUUGUCGUCCUGGGCCUCAUAUCGUCGUGGAUGUCACUCUACCGGAAUCGCGAGAAUUUCCCCGAAAAGCUGGACGCCACCCGCAUCAGGUACUACGAACACGUCCAAACCAGAGCCAUUGACCUUCCCCCGCCGCCAAAGCCUGCGCCGCAGGAGCCGCAGGAACCGCCGCAGUCGUACUUUUCGGUCAACAGCGUCCGCCGGACACGCAAGAUUGAGGAUGACGACGAGGACGAAGUUGGAGACAUCAUCCGUCCGCAAAAUGCCUCGGUGAUUCAGUUUGCUCCUGGAACCAACACCCGAAGAAGCCGGACGAAUAGUGUCAGUUCGCGUUAUUCGGUUGGUAGCUUGCCGCGCCGCGCCAGACCGCACCGAACCUCCUGGAGCUCGGCCGAUUUCGCUGAGUGGGAUGCCGAUCAAUCCGCAUCGUCGCUCGCGCACCGCGGCAGUUUCGGUCACCAGCGCAACGGCUCGUGGAGGCAGGUUUCGCACUCCGAUUCGAAGCCUAAUUUGGGUCGCUCUGCCAACAACUCGCCGGUCCCUGAGCGGGCAGCAUCGACCAACGAAUUGCGCCGCCUCAUGACCCCAACAGAGGAGGUUCCAGAGGAGAACGUUAUGACGCCUGGUGAAAUGGUCGGUCCCGGAAAACCAAGCGACAAGGCCAAUGCUGUGGCCAUUUCGCCAAUCAACGAGACGGACGAGAAGUACCACGAAACCAAGGGCGAUGCCUCGCCCAUCGAAGAGAAGACACAUAAAUAA
This is a messenger RNA of Colletotrichum higginsianum IMI 349063, 2742 nucleotides long. RefSeq names its product Transient receptor potential ion channel. Lineage: Eukaryota; Fungi; Ascomycota; Sordariomycetes; Glomerellales; Glomerellaceae. The transcript is spliced from 4 exons. Gene Ontology annotation, biological process: transmembrane transport; fungal-type cell wall biogenesis. The record is from RefSeq and is a predicted model, not a curated record. The coding region runs from base 1 to 2742 and encodes 913 amino acids.